Leishmania braziliensis MHOM/BR/75/M2904 is the source of this 2211-nucleotide messenger RNA. RefSeq lists its product as hypothetical. The record is from RefSeq and is a predicted model, not a curated record. Bases 1 to 2211 code for a protein of 736 amino acids. NCBI's taxonomy places the organism in Eukaryota, Euglenozoa, Kinetoplastea, Trypanosomatida, Trypanosomatidae. The transcript has a single exon.
AUGCGGCGCACGCGAUGGUCGCUCGACACCGGGGCGGCAGCAGCGUCGGCAGCGGGGCGCGCCUUGUUGCAACCACGGAGAACGGGGAAGCUUGACGCACAGGCAGACACUACCAGCCCUGUGCGCCGUUGCUCGACAACGGACGCUAAUACGGCUGAUGGUGGGGCCACAGCACCAUCGGCGGCCACCCGCCCUGUGCAUUCGCUUCGUCUGGCAGUCGUGCGCCCUGACGUCCUGGAUGAUUGGGUGCCAGAGCUGAACGACGUCGCUGCACAGCAGAUCUCCUGUGACGAAGCGACGACGCUGGUGGUGUGGAGGUGCUCUCGCUGCCAAAAGCGGUACCAGUGCACUGUGCAAGCCCGCGUAGCUCGCGGCCGGGCAGCUUGCCCGCACUGUGGUGGCAACAGCAGCACAGCAGGCGAAGCUUCUGCCAGCAACUCGGCAGCAGCCUUGGCAACCUCUCGGGUGGAGGUCAGAGAGACGCUCGACAAGACACAUCCUGAUCUCGCUGCGCGCUGGGAUGUCGCUCGCAACGGCGCGCUCCUGCCCUCUCACGUAACGGCGUCAAGCACACGGCCGGUGUGGUGGCUUCCUGCCGCGCGCACAGCGCUGCUACCGUCCUCGGCUGCACAGCGCAGCUUUCUUCGCCCGGUGUUCGCGUGUGUGUACGACUCCGCGAGUCCAGAGGAGCAGGCGGCCGCGACGGCGGCGAUGGAGUGGCGGCUGCUCCAUGAAAUACGCCGUGUCGCACACAUUGAAGAGGCAGAAAAAGCUGGUGCUAUCCCUGUGACGCUGUGCGGCAACCAGGUGGGUACACCACGUGCUGCUGCAUGGCUAACCGGGUCUGGAAGCGCAGUGGCCGAAGCCUCGCGACCGUCUUUAGCCACCAUGACGGCCGUUGAUGUGCACGUGGUUGAGCGCAUGUGGAAAGACCGCAUGUCGCGACUGGCAAUGCCAGAAAAUGUGGCAGAUGGUACAUCUCCGCAGAUCCCGGCGCCACGCCUCGCCGGCGCCUUGUCACGCGAGCUCUUUGCGCACUCGCCGACCUCUGUUCGUAGGGGUGCAACUUCAGAUGGCACGGCAGCCGCCUCAACAGUGCGGGAGGCCUUGCUAGGUCGAUAUUUCGAGUUUGUCUGCCGUCAGCGGAGAGGCAACAGCAGCAUCAAAGAGCAAAAGCCCUUCACACCUGUACUGGCAAGUCUCUCACAGCUGAGUUCUGCUGCUGCCGCCACCGCAUCGUCUGCGGCCAAGAGCAUAUCCCCAUCAUGGACCGAUUUUUUCACACUGACGAGGGACUCAGCGCUGCCAAAGGGAUACAUCGACCCGAGCGCGGCCCUGUACUUCCCGGGCGCCGCGGAAGCGGCGGCACACAAUGUGGCGGCAACAGCGGCAUCCGAAGUGGAGAAAGUGGACUCGCUGCGGCUGACGCCAUCCCAGAUGCACCCCACUGUCCUUACCAAGUACCCUCGGCGUCCUCCGUCGCCUCAUCUACGAGAGGACGACGUGCUGCAGACGACGCCGCCAAUGAUGAGGACCGGCGCCGACGCUGUCGAAGACAGCGACAGCGGUAACAAGAAGGCCUCUGCCCCUCACCAGGUCAAGUACAGGCAAUUGAUGCAUCACGUUCAUAUGCCGUUUGGGCAUGCUGCCACAGCAGAGGAGGAGAGUGCAGCGAAACUGGCAGCUGAGUAUGACGUCGAUGAUGACGACAUCGGUCGUGGCAAUGGCAACGGGCCUGCCCACACGGCAGACAACGCGGCCACGUUUGCCACAGAGCUGCGUGGCGCGCGCGGCGCAUCGGAUACAACGACGGGUGGGGCGGGUAAGCACCGUGGCAGAGCUGCAACGACGGCAUCCCUCAUCGAAUCUGCCAUUGCUGCUCUCGGCGAGGCCUUCUCCACAGCAGAGGCGGGCAGCAGCAGCAAUCAACGCUAUCAUCGUGAGGCUCAUCGGACAGCGGCGCUGAGUGACGAGCUGAUGGCGUCGUGCAGCGAGGUUGCUCGACGCACCAGUACACGACCGCGCCGCUUUCGCCUCUCGCUCCCUGACGAGGCGCCGCAGCGGAGGCAAUGGAACGUGGUGGCAAAGUCGAUCGAUGCCGACAACAGCGGUGCUGCGCAGCCUGACCACUUUGAUGCUCCGCAAGCGCCGCGCAAAGUGGCCCGGCCACGUCAAGUCAAGAAAGAGACGCCAAGUGCAACAGCACAGUGA